AGUAACGGCCGCGGUCCAGUUCGAUACGGCCGAUUCCAAGGCCCCAAUGGCCAAGCCUGUUGCAGUUUCCAGAAAAAUCUGUGAGAAUGAUUGAAUGGAACCGGAAAAGGGAUGGGGGAAGCAGAGCCUGGCGGGUUGGACCUGUUCCUCCUGAGCGUAGUUCGGGAAAAUCAUCAAGCAACUCGGGAUUGCGAACUCCCGCACAGGUGCCUGCCCCACCAAGGACAGUCUCAUGAGUACACGCUGUUUACGGUGAAUUUGGCCAAUAGGUUAGCCACUUGGAGGAACAAGCGGCCUGAGACUGCCGUCGUUUUUAAGCAUCCGGAAAUGAGUCGCCGACCCCCUCUCCGUUGGACCAGUCCUUGUUGGAAAUAUCACAAAAUCUACGGCUCGCAAUUGCACCGUGAGUUCUGCAAACACCUUCACAGAUCCGACUGA
Messenger RNA from Culex quinquefasciatus (southern house mosquito), 438 nucleotides. RefSeq lists its product as uncharacterized. The record is from RefSeq and is a predicted model, not a curated record. The transcript has 3 exons. NCBI's taxonomy places the organism in Eukaryota, Metazoa, Arthropoda, Insecta, Diptera, Culicidae. Bases 112 to 438 code for a protein of 108 amino acids.